Molecule: messenger RNA, 1054 nt
Organism: Salvia miltiorrhiza (redroot sage)
Lineage: Eukaryota; Viridiplantae; Streptophyta; Magnoliopsida; Lamiales; Lamiaceae
Exons: 9
Coding region: 273-902 (209 amino acids)
Source: RefSeq, a predicted model, not a curated record
CCCCUGGCUCCGUCCCUGCUUAUAAGUGUUCUAACUUCCUAUGCAUGUGAGGCAUGCAUAUGAAUUGUGGAUAGGUAUUUUUUCAGCAGAGAUGCUAUAGAGAUGAUGGUGCAGCUGCCGAAUGAGAUGGACUGAGUGGACUAGUUUGUGCGUGAGUAAAGAAGAAAUGAGUGAAGGGUUUGGACUCAUUUCAUGGGCCUAUUUUACAAAUGAUGGGCACAAAAACUGAGCACUGCGUACUUAGCUGAAGAAUAGGGCAGGCGACGUUCACAAUGUCGGCGGCAAAAGCGAGCGCGAAACGAGUUUCCGAGUCGGAGAAUUUGAAGGAUCGGCGAAAGAGAGUCGUUGUUGAAGAUGAUUUUGAUGCUGCCAUCUCUGAUGAAAUUAAAGGUGUUUUGAGCGCUCUUCAGCAGAUCAAGGAGAAGGCGCAGAAAGAUGGUCAGAAGAAGAACGAAGAGACAAUUUCUAGUGUUUCUUCAGAGAUCAAAUCUAGUUUGGAUGAGUUGAAAUCAAAACUUGAGAAAGAAAGGCAAAGCUUAGCUAAAGGUCUCUUGAAGAGCUCAAAAGAGUGUGAAAAUUUACUGAAGAGUGAGGCUGCCAAGUUCCAAGAAGUUUAUGAAAAACUCUGCAAGGAAAAAUCUUCAUAUCUGCAAGGUUUGAAAGAUGUAAUUUCCAAGUAUGAAGAGGACAAGGAAAAGUUAUCCCUGCGAUACGAACAAAUGAGGAAGAAAGAGAAGAAUAUGAUAUCCGAAGUGGAGAAAGCAAAUGCAGCAAGAAUAGCUCAACUGGAGGAAUCCCUCAAGAAGAAGAAACAGGAUGAUAAGACCUUCAACAUUCUGAGAAAGUCACUGGACUCGUUUCUUGGAAGUGCUUCAGAUGAGGACUUCCCUACUGAUGAGUGAUGACUGAGAUUUUUCUGAAGUUAAUUGGAAAUAUCACUUCUAUUGAUGCAUGCUGAAAAGCAAUAUGUAGUGACCUUUUUAUGUAUAGCAAUUGUGAAUCUUCUGAAAACUCUUCUCUCAUGAACGAGUACUUUCUCAGUUUAUUAUCUUCA